This is a messenger RNA of Ascoidea rubescens DSM 1968, 656 nucleotides long. RefSeq lists its product as uncharacterized. The record is from RefSeq and is a predicted model, not a curated record. The transcript has a single exon. Bases 453 to 647 code for a protein of 64 amino acids. Lineage: Eukaryota; Fungi; Ascomycota; Saccharomycetes; Ascoideales; Ascoideaceae.
CAAACACAGACAAUAAAGAUACCAAUCGAUUAAAACUGAACUUGCCAGCUCAGUUUCCAGGCGAAAUGAACGUCAGUGGAGUGUUCUGUCUAAUAAAUUGAUACUAGCUGAUAGUUUAGAUGAAAAAUUUGGAUAGUCAAAGAAAAUACAGAAAUAAUUGAUACGGUAAAAUUAACAAAAUACGUGCAAAUGCAAAAAAAAUUUGGUAAUGAGUACAUUUUCGAACAGUUCCAUGAUUGAUGAUUCAUAUUUCAUGUUAUCUCAAGUUGGGAUGGAAGAAAUCACCAGUCGGGGAACAAUCUGGUCUCGUUAGCCCUUUUGCACUCGCUGGUUACUCUGAGCUUGACAAUAGACUUAGCUGAAAAAGUCAUAUAACAUUCUUUUCCCUAUUCAAAUCCAAUCUAAAACCAGCCCGAGUUACUUUUCGGAAAGCAUCCGUAGUACCUACGAACAUGUACCGUAGAAACGGCGAAAGCACAGAGCACACGACGAAAACACGUAAUAUCGCAAUUACACCCGUAAUCACACCGGACGUUGACGGCGUCGAAAUACCGGUCUCGAAUCGCACUCGCCGGUCGGCUGGUGUUUCAGCUUCCCAAAUAAACUUUUCACAGCUUCCUGUAAGUCUCUCAGGGUUUCUUCUCUAGUGCUGCGAA